CUCCACACCAGUUGAGGAGCGGCGGCCACCACAAUCUGAGCUCAGUGAGAGUCGAGUGAUAGAUAGAUAGUCCCGCCUGGCAGUCAAGUUUCAGACGGACCUUCCAAGGAAGAUCGUAGGACUGUGAACGCAGAUUUCCUUGUUGUGUCAGCCUUAAGAGAAAAUGGCCAGGAGGACAUCAGCGUCAAUUGGCGCGUUGCUGCCGCUGCUGAUAUCAGCCUUUUGCCUCUAUGUGGCAGAUGCAGAGGACAUACAGUGCACAGAGGUUGGCCAGUUCAGUUCACCGGGUUCAUGCGAAGAAUACUAUGAAUGCACGCUCUACAGAGGCAGGUUAUAUCCGAGACUUGCAGUAUGCCCAACUGGAACUAUGUUUGAUGAUAUUCUUCGUGAAUGUACUCCGACUGACCAGGUCACCAGUCCCCUUCGGUGCGUGCAGGAAGAAAUACCUGUUGAGAAUAUUGCACUUAAUCCAUCCAGUUUAGAACAUUCUACCAUCUGUGACCGUAUGAAUGCCGUAGAAGGCUACACCACAUUGGUUACCACUACUCCCCUUAUGCGUGAGUCUUUUGCCCAUCAGGUCCAGUACAAUAAGCACAUCGCUCAUUACAACAGGGAUCUGGAAAAGGCCCAGAACAAUACAAUCCCCUGGAGAAAUGGUGAUAGUAUUUUGAGUGGCCUUAAAAAUGUUUACCACAAGGCCAAUGCGUAUAAAGGGGAAUUUCAAAGGAAAGUAGCUAUAAAUAAGAAGGAGAUUCAGGCUUUGUCUACCCGUGAGCUGAACCAGAAACAUCUCGACAGAUUGAAGAAAGACAUCCAGAGUCUACAGAAUGAGAUCAAGGGUGCUCAAGAAGCUCUUGCAGUUACAGAUGCUGCUGCUGUGCGGCAGUACUUUGAAGGUGUCAUCACCUCCAAGACUCGGGAAAUUGAACUUAAGCAACAGCAGAUCAGUUCUUAUUCUAAGGAAGGGCUUAUCCUUAAUGAACUGAGUAACUUCCUAGGCUUCGUCAGGGAUGACGUUGAUGAGGUUGGAGAGCUGGCUAUGCAGUGGCAGUUGCAGUUGACCUCUCUGUUGGAGAACAUUGGCAGUGAUGCCGAUGGGUACGACAGGUAUGCAGUCAGGAUGGGGGAGGAUAUCAAAAUUUUGACUAGAGAAGAAGCUGUCAUAGAGGAUGGCUUGGUAGGAGUUGUAGCUGAAGAAAGGCGCCUGGAAGGAGAAAAGUCUACUCUAAAUGGUCAGCUUAAUACCCUAAAUGCUAAAAACUCUGAGAUCAGUCAGCAGGUCGCUGAGUUAGUAUUUGUGAUGCAAAAUAAAACAGACACGUUCAGUACUUUGCAAGCUCUCUCUGCAGAGUUGGUGGCCGAAUCUCAUCCAUGAUCAAUGAAAAUUCAACUCAACUCGAGGUCGAAAGAGCAUGUAAUUUGAUCAUGCAGCAGGAAAAUGU
This is a messenger RNA of Macrobrachium nipponense, 1442 nucleotides long. RefSeq lists its product as uncharacterized. The transcript has 4 exons. NCBI's taxonomy places the organism in Eukaryota, Metazoa, Arthropoda, Malacostraca, Decapoda, Palaemonidae. Bases 164 to 1375 code for a protein of 403 amino acids. Gene Ontology annotation, cellular component: extracellular region. Gene Ontology annotation, molecular function: chitin binding. The record is from RefSeq and is a predicted model, not a curated record.